UGUGACUGGUUUGUUUUGCUUGCUCCAGCUCGCGCUGACAAAAACAGAGGCAGAGGAAGGAAGCGACGACAUCAAACCAGCUAGGAGCUCAUCUCUAUGCGUUGGUGUGUCGCCAAGAAGCUGCCAGCACCGCGGACACGGAUAGUUUAAUACGUUGUUUUUAGCUUUUAUAUCGCUGCUUCGAAACAGACACUACCUCCGCCUUCACCUACUGCCAGCUGACCGACUUUGGUGCAACAUGCCUUCAGAAAAAACCUUCAAACAAAGAAGGACAUUCGAACAGCGAGUAGAAGAUGUCAGACUGAUCCGGGAGCAGCACCCCAACAAGAUACCUGUGAUCAUUGAGAGAUAUAAAGGAGAAAAGCAGCUCCCCGUACUGGACAAGACCAAGUUCCUGGUGCCAGACCAUGUCAACAUGAGUGAACUCAUCAAGAUCAUCAGGAGGCGCCUCCAGCUAAACUCCAACCAGGCUUUCUUCCUGCUGGUUAACGGUCACAGUAUGGUGUCUGUGUCAGCCGCCAUCUCUGAGGUGUAUGAGCGAGAGCGCGACCAAGAUGGCUUCCUCUAUAUGGUAUACGCCUCCCAGGAAACCUUCGGCGCUGCCACGACUGCCCAGUGAACAACCUUCCUUCAUCCCUCAGUUUCUUCUUCCACUGGACCCGGCGACUGGACAGUUGUAGUUUUUAGUUUCCCCGUCCCCCCUUUCAUGUCUCUUGUCACAUUCUUUUGAGUAUUAACUGUAAGAACUAAAACACAGACACAAACUGCUAAAUCUAAACACAGCAUCUGAUCGUCUGUCAGCUCAUUUUGGUCCUGGUUAUUUGUCUGUGUGCCGCCACUCUCAGUCUGUAGCAUAAAGCCGCAAGGGGUGACCAGAAACAGCAGAGUUUAGGUAGAGAGAUCCCCACCCCACCUAAAAUGUAACCGACUCAGGCCAAUAAGAGUCUUUCCUCUCUGGAUAAAUCCUGUCCUCUGGCAUUUACAUGUUGAUGGCAUUUUCAGUUUCCAGUGUUGUGGCUAAACGUCUCCUAGGCUGUAUUUAUGUUAAUGUAUAUAUAAAUUUCAGGUAGUGAUGUUACAUAAAAAGGUGGUGAGGCUCACCACUUAUCUGUGUCUAUAUAUACAUUAGACAAUGAACAAAGCCAGCCUUCUGUUGCAGUUAGAAGAUAAAGCUUGGGGAUUUCUUUUGCCAGAGAGAUUUGAAAAUUAAGAAGAGAAGAUCCUUAAGCAUCACGUGUCGUCACAUUCCCUUCACGGUCUUCCUUCUUUGCCGUUUUUACACCUUGCUGCAUUUUGUAGUCUGAAGCAUCCUCGCUGUAUGAUGUUAGGAAACUGCUUUGCUCUUGAAACAGAUGAUUGUAGUCCACCGAAAAGAGAAAAAGAAAAAAAAAAAAGAUGCCUCGUUUGUUGGUGUACAGAUAUUGUUGACUUUGAAUAUAAAAGGGGUUCCGAUGUGAGUGUAACCAAGUUGAUUUUUGGACACACUAUAAGGAGCGUGGUCUGAUUGCACGAGUGACUGGAGGAUUGAUGGUGUUGCUGGAAGGGAAAAAAAAAUGCAGAACAGGGGAGGAGUUUGCCAUGUCCUCAUCCUUUUUUUCCUCUUUUUUUUUUAAAUUCAUUUUUUUUUUUUUUGCAGAAACAAUGAUUGGAGAGAGCAAAACACAGGCAGGUUCACGAACAUCGUGUCUGGCUGUGGGUUUUUGUUUUUUUUUCCUUUAACCCACAGGGCUGAUUUUUCCCAGAGCUGUCACUGCUGUUCAGUUUCACUUCACUGAAUUACAACAAGCACUGUCACUACAGGGGAAUUUAGGAAUUUACACCUGCCCAGUAGGUUUUUAAAGGGCGGCACUCUUUCACAGAUUUGAGUUUUAGCUGCUUUAUAUCACAGUAUUUUUAUCUUUUUGGUUCCUUUAUUUAAUAGGCUUUGUUUUUUUUGACUGUACGAUGUGUUGCGACUAUUCGCUGUCUGCAGUACAAAUAGUUUAAGCUACUGUGUGUUUGUAACAGAGGGGUGGAGCAUUUGUGUGUGUGGGUGUGUGCAUUGUCCUUUCCGCCUGCUCCUCUGUUUCACACACAUCCACAUACAGCAAUAUCACACAGCCUCCUUUAUGUAUUUAUGUUGGUAUUUUGUAAACAAUAAAAGGAGGGAAAAAAGG
This is a messenger RNA of Maylandia zebra (zebra mbuna), 2156 nucleotides long. It is a transcript of the gene map1lc3b, whose product is annotated as microtubule-associated protein 1 light chain 3 beta. Lineage: Eukaryota; Metazoa; Chordata; Actinopteri; Cichliformes; Cichlidae. The record is from RefSeq and is a predicted model, not a curated record.